AAUUAGCGUCCCAUUGUUGAACGGCAGCUUCAUUCCCCCAGGUGAGGUAGGAAAAAAACCGGAAACUCUAGAAAAGUUGCGUUCCUAUCUAUAAUAACUAGACCACGUUUCACCUCCUUGUACAUGUGCUCCAACCCUGUCUAAAUUAGAUAAUUAUCUACUUCUUCCUAGUUUUAUGUAAACCCUAGGUCUAAGAAUGUCCGUCAUUAGAGAGACCCAUAACGCAAGAAACCGUUUUUGUCUGUAAUUGUUCACUCUGGAGUUGUUGUUAUCUGAAAGUCAACCACUGUAAUAUGAUUCUUCGAGUAUAUCAUUGAUUCUUGCGGAAUUGGACUUCAUUAUUCUUCCGCGAAUGCCAUAGAGGGCAGAAGAAACAAUUGUUCUGGGUUGAAUUGUAUAGGGUUUCUCUUUUUCCCGAGUAUGCACAGAUCUGGAGCUACGAUGGCUUGGAACGUCUUCAAGUUCUGCACGGCCCUGCGGGGGCUUGGUUCGAUCAUGAUACUCCUGGUUCUUGGUGUCGUGGGUGUUACUUAUUAUGCUGUUGUGUUAACUGUCUAUGGUCCUGGUUUGAACGGUGGGCUUCUUGAUCGUGUCAUUGCCACUGGGGUGCUGAUCUUGUUUCAUUAUUUGCUAGCUAUGCUACUCUGGAGUUACUUUGCCGUUGUUUUCACGGAUCCUGGGAGUGUGCCACCUAAUUGGAGGCCUGCAAUUGAUGAGGAGAGAGGAGAGACUGACCCCUUAAUGCCGGAAUUUAGUCAUGGACAGUCUGAUCCUUCAAAUCAACAAAUUCGGUAUUGUCGGAAGUGCAAUCAGCUCAAACCACCUCGAUGUCAUCAUUGUUCUGUCUGUGGACGUUGUGUGCUGAAAAUGGACCAUCAUUGUGUUUGGGUAGUCAACUGUGUUGGGGCUCGAAAUUACAAGUAUUUCCUUCUUUCUUGGUAUGGGCAAUUUUCGUUGUUCUACACUUUUUGGGAGACAACUCUCGUUACUUUGUCGUUACUGCCUGAGUUCAUAUCAUUCUUUAGUGAUGGAGAAAUAAUGGGAUCACCUGGCUCCCUUGCAACAACUUUUCUUGCUUUUGUUUUGAAUCUAGCCUUUGCUUUGAGUGUAUUGGGAUUUCUGAUCAUGCACAUAAACUUGGUGUCCGGUAAUACAACUACUAUUGAGGCAUAUGAGAAGAAAACUACUCCAAAAUGGCGUUAUGACCUUGGUCGUAGGAAGAAUUUUGAACAGGUGUUUGGGUCGGACAAGAGAUACUGGUUAAUCCCUGCUUAUUCAGAAGAAGAUCUAAGGAGGAUGCCGGCACUGCACGGUCUAGAGUAUCCAUCGAAACCAGAUUUCGAGUCUCAAGAGUUCUGAAAGCUGUUAUUUCCGAAUCAUAUAAUCUUCUCCGUGUAACAAUAGUGAUAAAUGGAGCUUUCAUAACUGUAAUUUCAGUCACUAACAGAAUCUACGUCAUGCAAGUAAAAAAUCUGUUCAAGCACCUGGUAUGACAAGUACGAUUCAGUUUCGAGGCAAGUGCUUGUGUCAAGUUCAAAGGAAGCUGGGCAACAAUAGGCAGGAUGAUAUGACCUUGCUGCUGUUGUUUUAAUUCAUUGUAAUAGAUUUGUGUUCAGAUCUUGCCUUUGUGUUUACUUUGAAUGAUUUUUGACCUGAGAACAGGGUUGGAGAAUAUUCUGUUCAUAUGUAAAAUAAUCACACCGGCUUUGUCACUGUCUUGAAGAGAAUUUUUUUUGCACAUUCGUUGUACUUAAUAGGAGAGUCCCAUUGUUUGUAAAUUAUGAACGAAGAGUUUCUCUGAGAUUCCCUCCUGGUCGCUGCUAGGUGCUAGCAUCUGUUUUUUAGCUUGAUUUUUAUAUAUAAAAGUUGGUUGAUGAUCGAU
Molecule: messenger RNA, 1882 nt
Organism: Prosopis cineraria
Lineage: Eukaryota; Viridiplantae; Streptophyta; Magnoliopsida; Fabales; Fabaceae
Product: probable protein S-acyltransferase 14
Exons: 7
Coding region: 421-1359 (312 amino acids)
Biological process (GO): peptidyl-L-cysteine S-palmitoylation; protein targeting to membrane
Cellular component (GO): endoplasmic reticulum; Golgi apparatus
Molecular function (GO): protein-cysteine S-palmitoyltransferase activity
Source: RefSeq, a predicted model, not a curated record